CUAAAAGCUUGCAAACAACACUGCUGUGUUACAUUUCAUACAUAUCCACGGUUGUGUUUAAAAUUCACAUCAAUGCUGCUGAAAAUUCCAGUUUAACCCCUUAAGUCUCACCAGCUCAGGGUUCCCCUGCCCAGAGCAGCCCCCUCCUGGCCUCCCUAUCUGUUCCAGGACGUCCCCUACAGCCACAGCUGGACCUAAAGCACUUCUUGCCUUUCCGUCUCAAUGGCUCCUCCCCGCUCAGCCUCUUCCCCAACUUCAACACGAUGGAUCCAGUACAGAAGGCGGUGAUCAACCACACCUUCGGCGUUCCCCAGCCCCUCAAGAAGAAGCAGAUCAUCUCCUGCAAUAUCUGCCACCUUCGCUUCAACUCCACAAACCAGGCUGAGGCUCACUACAAGGGCCACAAACAUGCCCGCAAGCUGAAAGCCAUGGAGGCGCAGAAGAACAAGCAGCGGUGUCAGGGCGUGGCAGGCAUGGUGGGGAGGGACAGGGAGCGGGAGAGGGAGAGAGAGAGAGAGAAGGCGGCGGUGGUGACGGAGGCCCUUCCCGCUCUGGUGGACAGCAGCGCGACGGAGGAAACAACCCUGCACUCUGAGCCGGAGGUGAAGGCAAAGGUGGAGGAGUGCCCAGGGAGCUCGGUCACAUUGACCCCUGUGUCUGAGACUUCCGCCUUGGAGCUGUCGUCCCCUCAGGUGUCCCCGGCUUCGCAGGUCUCUGAGAGCGCGUCAGACACCAGUGCUACCGACAACCCUGGCCCUGCCUUCGAGCCUGGCAACCAGGAGCCCGCCAAGAGUGAGGGGGAGCCCCGUACAGAGAGCGACAAGGACCCAAAAAAGAACAAGCAGCACCUCCACUGUCCCGUGUGCAAAGUCACAGUCAACUCCACGUCCCAGCUGGAAGCCCACAAUAGCGGGUCCAAACAUAAGCUGAUGCUGGAGGGUCAGAGCGUGCAGCCACGGCGAAGGAGCAAGGUGGUGUCAUCUCGCGCCGCCAGCAAGACCAAGCGCCUAGGGAGCAAGGGAAGCAUGCCUGUCGCCAGCAAGGCCUUCCACUGCGAGGUGUGCGAGAUCUACGUCAACUCCGAGACGCAGCUCAAGCAGCACAUGAACAGUCGGAGACACAAGGACCGGCUGGCUGGCAAGCCCCCCAAACCAAAAUUCAGCCCAUACAACAAGAGCCAACAGAACUCUAUCUUAGCUAGUGUGAGAUGGAGCGGGUACGCUGGCGGGGCUGUCUCUGCCAUGAAGAAAGUGUUCAACCACAGCAACCUCACCACUCUUUCUCCUCAGACCAAACUGGCCCUUCAGAAGCAGCUGACCAAGAGCCUGACGGCGAGCUUCCUCCCAGGCCCGCUGAACCAUGCCACCCUUUGCACCAUGGCAGCCAACCCCCUGGCCCUCCGCCACCCUGCGGGUACCGCCACGCUCAUCCAGGCACCAUUACUGAGCCCCGCUCUCUUCAGGGCCGCCCCGGGGCCCCUGAGGGCCACGCACACCCCCAUUAUCUUCUCCCCUUACUAGGCUCCACGACUGACGUCCCCACACAGAGCCAAGCGGAACUAUGCAGUCAGGGAGCAAAACAGGCCUAAUCGAUCCAUGGGCUUCAGCCGUUAAGAACAAGAUUCGGAGAAGAGACAGCAGAACGUGAAAGUCUCGCAACUGUUCUUUCUGCUGUUUCUUUCCUGAAGACAGCCGGACACGGACCCCUCCCCACUUUCAUAAAAAACGGACGUAACAGACGUUGCGGAAAGGCAUUAGGUCAAGUUUAUUUGUUUGUGUUAUUUAUUAGACGACAAUAGUGAGGUAAGCCUAUAUCUGUGUGUGACGUGACUGCCACCAACAAGAUCCCUUUACUUGAUGCUUCUUAGAUAUUUUUUUUACUGGGUAGAGCAGGCGCUUUCUGUCUCCUGGUCACCCAGUGCUGUCUAAACCCACUCGGUAGCACAGCCUGUGGACUGGAGGUGGGUCCAGUGACACUGAUGGCUGUGCCCCUCCCCACCCCUGCAACCUAAAGGGGGUGGGAACAGGGACUGAAUCUGCAGGGGCUUCAUGAGGCUUCCACUCUUAAGGACCUGCUCUGAACCCGUCAGGCAGCCCACACAGGCAAAUGCUGGUGGCGAACCUGCCCGUGCAAUGCACUGUGGGGUUUUACCCUUGAUAGGGUGAGUUGAUUUCUCAUCAGCACAUUUCUGUGAGAACAAACCUGGAGGAAUCCAGUCUUAGACAAUCUGCCUCUUUGACUUUGGCGUGAGAGCAAGGUGCACAUUUCAGGGGCUUGGGGGAGGUGGAUGGGGUGACGUCCAUCCCGUAGCCAUAGCCUGAUGUGGACUCGGCACGUCUGACAGUGGGAGCCUCAGGCUUAUUAGGAACAUGGGUUAUUCCACAGCAAAUAACCUCCCCAAAAACACACUAUCGAGCCUUGGGUAACUGAGUCAGUAAACCCUGUUCUUUUUCAUAUCUUGUUAGAGAGGAGUGAGUCAUACUACCAAAAGGCAUGUACAUAAUCAACUCUGAAUAGUAUUUUGAAUGGAAUAAUCAUAAAUUGCUCAUGAGAGUCUUAAAAGAGGUCAUAUUACCAAGCUGCUAUAACCCCUAGUUUAGACAUUUUUUAUACUCCAUGCAUUUUGUUUUUGUUGUGCCAUAUCAAGCAAUAUUAAAGAUAAUGUAUCAUGUGCU
Molecule: messenger RNA, 2675 nt
Organism: Conger conger (European conger)
Lineage: Eukaryota; Metazoa; Chordata; Actinopteri; Anguilliformes; Congridae
Gene: znf385c
Product: zinc finger protein 385C
Exons: 9
Coding region: 264-1520 (418 amino acids)
Cellular component (GO): nucleus
Molecular function (GO): zinc ion binding; nucleic acid binding
Source: RefSeq, a predicted model, not a curated record